Molecule: messenger RNA, 833 nt
Organism: Pararge aegeria (speckled wood butterfly)
Lineage: Eukaryota; Metazoa; Arthropoda; Insecta; Lepidoptera; Nymphalidae
Gene: RpL15
Product: 60S ribosomal protein L15
Exons: 5
Coding region: 113-727 (204 amino acids)
Biological process (GO): cytoplasmic translation
Cellular component (GO): cytosolic large ribosomal subunit; ribosome
Molecular function (GO): structural constituent of ribosome; RNA binding
Source: RefSeq, a predicted model, not a curated record
UAAAAACUGGCAAUAAUUUUAAAUAUAUUGUCCGUGCUCAGAUUGUCAGCAGCAGUUGUCUUUUCUGGUUUUCCUGUGGAGCACGCGAGACGUCUGCCACAGUGUCCCCAAGAUGGGUGCCUACAGAUAUAUUCAAGAGUUAUAUCGAAAAAAGCUUAGCGAUGUUAUGCGUUUUCUGUUGCGUGUGAGAGUAUGGCAGUAUCGGCAGUUGACCCGCAUGCACCGGGCUCCUAGGCCUACAAGACCGGACAAGGCUAGGAGAUUGGGAUACCGCGCCAAACAAGGUUACGUUAUCUUCAGAAUCCGCGUACGUCGCGGUGGCCGCAAACGCCCGGUUGCCAAGGGUGCCACCUACGGAAAGCCCAAGAGCCAUGGAGUCAACCAACUGAAGCCUACUCGCAACUUGCAAUCUAUCGCCGAGGAGCGUGUAGGUCGCCGCUGCGGAGGUCUUCGCGUACUCAACUCUUACUGGGUUGCCCAAGAUUCUUCUUACAAAUACUUUGAAGUUAUCCUAGUUGAUCCAUCACACAAGGCUAUCCGCCGUGAUCCUAAGAUCAACUGGAUCGUAAACGCCGUACACAAGCAUCGUGAGAUGCGUGGGCUUACCUCUGCUGGAAAGAGCUCUCGUGGUCUUGGAAAAGGCCAUCGUUAUUCCCAGACCAAGGGAGGAUCAAGGCGUGCUUCCUGGAUCAGAAGAAACACAUUACAACUGCGCCGCAAGCGAUAAAAACACGUCAUAUUUGGCUAUUGAUUUUCCAUUUGUUCAUAUUCUGUAUUCUUUUUUAUUUUCAAAUGGAAAGUCAGUAGUUUUUAAUAAAACAAAUUUACUAUUA